CUGGGAAUACUGCCAAUUGACAGUCUGAGCAUUGUAUCAAAAUUGUUCUUAAUCUCUGCAUAGGGGGGAGAGCGGCGAGAACAUUGAACCCUUGGAAAACACCUGGAAAGAAAAGACACAGAGAAUGUCCGACUCAAAAGAAGCCUUACUGGCAACAAUGAACGACUCAAACACUAUCGACCCUCCCCCAGCCUACGACCCCAUCACCACAUCGGCCGUGACAACGACGACGACAACAACGACAAAACUCCUCCCACGCCCUCCACCUCUCAAUCUCCCUGUCCUUGUCAACCUGCGCAACAAGCGCGUGAUCCUAGCAUCCUCCUCCCCACGCCGCCGCCAAAUCCUCUCCCAACUCCACCUUCCAAAACUCGAGAUAAUCCCAUCCACAAGCCCUGAGAACUUCCCUAAGACGAUGGCACCAUUCGAAUACGUCCUAGCAACAGCAACACAAAAGGCGCAAACAAUCUACGAGCAGGAAAUAAACAACGAGAACCGCGGUGAACCAGGCCUGAUCAUCGCCGCGGAUACAGUAGUCGUCGACGUAUCUACAGGCUCGAUACUAGAGAAGCCGCGGUCCGAGGCGCACCAUCUCUCCAUGCUAAAGACAUUGAGGGAUGCGAGGGAUCAUAAAGUUUACACUGCUAUCGCUGUUAUGGCGCCAUUGCAGUCCGCGCGGGAUCCUGGGUAUGCGCUUGAGACGGCUGUUGAGGAGACGCUUGUCCGGUUUGAUGGUGAGGUUACGGAUGAAUUGAUUCUGGCGUAUGUUAGGACCAGGGAGGGAGCGGAUAAGGCGGGGGGUUAUGGGUUGCAGGGGCUUGGGUCGAUUCUUGUUGAGAGGAUCGAUGGAAGUUAUGAUAAUGUUGUUGGGUUGCCGUUGAAGACGACAUUGAAGUUAUUUGAGAAGGUUGUUGCUAAGGCGGAGGAUGAGGAUAAGUAUGUUAUUGGGGAUGAGGAGGCUGAAGAUGAGGACUAG
Molecule: messenger RNA, 976 nt
Organism: Monascus purpureus
Lineage: Eukaryota; Fungi; Ascomycota; Eurotiomycetes; Eurotiales; Aspergillaceae
Source: the annotation of a GenBank genome assembly